GUAAUAUUUUAUUAUAUUAAUUAUAAAUUAAACUUUUUAUUAUUAUUAUUAUCAUUUUAUUAAAAUUUAACUAAUUUGUUUUGUAGAAUUAAAUCCGAAAACUGGCUGACGUAACCGAGCAUCAGCUUAGGGUAAGUUGUCGCAAAACACAUAAGAUGAACUUGACCAACUCCUACUUUUCACCAAUCUUUUCCAUCAUCCUUCCCUGGUCGAUCCACUUCUCCUUUGAUGUCUCUUAAUCGCAUUGUUUGCCAUACACCCCUCAGUCGGAUCGCCUACCGUACAAGCAUCAGAAUGGCAUCCACCAUAGUGGGAAAAUCUGGUCGUGUGUACGUUCAGAGGGAGGUGCUCCAACUUCAUCGACAGGACCGUAAGCUUAGCGUCUUCAAAGCCGAGUCCGGGAGUGAGUCUUUUGUCUUCAAGCGCGUACCUAGGCCAAUAUACGAUCUGUCCCUAUGCCUCGCAGCGGAGUUUGCAAGCUCCCAUCGGCUUCGAAUGCACAUCGAUUGCAACCAAGAAGAAGGCAUUCUAGUCUAUCCCUAUUUCAGAAGCACCCUUCUUGCCUUGAUUCAGGAAGAUCCCGACUUUCCUCUAGCAGAACGAAAGAAGAUAUUGCGACAUGUAGGAGAGGCAAUACAAGAGCUUCAUAGCAAAGAUUGGAUCCACACCGAUGUGAAACCUGAUAACAUUUUGGUCAAUUGGACUUGCGACAAAGAGGGUAACAAAACAGUUACCGAUGUGGCCUUAGGUGAUUUUGAUAUCGCUUUCAAGUCGGAGGGUGGAGAGCCACACCAGACCCCUCAUGCAAUAGGGAAUGCCAUGUGGCGAAGCCCAGAAGGACAGACCGGAAGGGGUGUGACAAAGGCGUCAGACAUGUUCUCGUUUGGACUAGUGUGCAUAUAUACUUUUGGGGGUGGGGAGCUCCUGCUUUUGAACGAUUACCAGGAGCUAGCAAAGAGUGGUAUAAGGCCGGAACAAGAGAUCCUGGUUCGACACUUCUCCUAUUUCGGGUUAGUGCCUGAAGGGCUCCUCAAGCAAGUUAACAGUAAGGAUUGGUGUGACGCCCUGAAGGGAGCAUCAGAAAUAGCUGAGGAGGCAGUGAAGGAACAGCCUGAACUAAGAUUUGAGUGGUGGGGGAAGGAGCUUGGUCCCGAGGCACAAAACAUGAUAUCUGGAAUAACAAAUCCAGAUCCGGCGGCUAGAACGACAAUAAACCAAGUCUUGGCGCAUCAAUGGUGGCAGGAGGCUACUUAAAUAGCUAUUUGAGGUGACUGCUGGGGCGGAUGCGAUGAGAAGUUAGAAACCCAUACCAUUAAGUAGAUAUAAGUAUACUAGUCGCUAUCCAAGAGGUAUAUGUCAGGAGACCCUGAUAGCACUCGCCAUUUAAAAUCCUGAGCAACGAUCUGAUCAGCCAUUCACUCGCGGAGAACCAACUACCACAAGGAAGUGGGUAUUUUAUACCAACUAUUGAGGCUCGGCCCAAAAAUUGUACAUUCGAGUUCACAAGACUGAAAAGUCGGGAAAUUAUUAUAUAGAAUUAAUCUAUUUACCUAUGAAUUUCUAA
Daldinia caldariorum is the source of this 1564-nucleotide messenger RNA. RefSeq names its product kinase-like domain-containing protein. Gene Ontology annotation, molecular function: protein kinase activity; ATP binding. The coding region runs from base 229 to 1254 and encodes 341 amino acids. The record is from RefSeq and is a predicted model, not a curated record. NCBI's taxonomy places the organism in Eukaryota, Fungi, Ascomycota, Sordariomycetes, Xylariales, Hypoxylaceae. Gene Ontology annotation, biological process: protein phosphorylation. The transcript is spliced from 4 exons.